AUGACAGAUAUCAAGACGAAAACCGCUGCGCAGCUCAAGGCUGUGAAGGAGAAGGAGCACCCUCCUCCUCCCCCGACAGAAGUCCCAGAACCACCAAGUGCUGAUCGACCUGAUGGCGCAACCUACCAGGUUGGCAAGAUACUCGGAAAGGGUGGGUUUGCUGUUUGCUACAGUGGCCAGCUGCUCCCCACAAAGCAGCGAUUUGCCCUCAAGAUUGUGAAAAGCCACAUGCCUCCCAAGAUGGAGCAGAAGUUCCAAACCGAGCUCCAGAUUCAUUCAAAGAUGAAGCACAAGAAUGUCGUCCAGUUCCUGCGGGCCUUUUCAUACGAAAAGUGUACCUACUUGAUUCUCGAAUUAUGCCCCAAUGGUUCCCUGAUGGAUAUGGUGAAGCGAAGAAAAGGACUCACUGAGCCUGAGGUCCGCUUCUACUCGGUCCAAAUCGCUGGCGCGAUCAAGUAUAUGCACAGCAAAGGCAUCAUUCAUCGUGAUCUCAAGAUGGGCAAUAUCUUUCUCGAUUCCCAGAUGAACGCAAAAAUUGGCGAUUUUGGACUUGCCGCUCUUCUGGUGACUGGCAGAGAUAUGCAUACCAUCCGUCGAACAACUCUAUGUGGAACACCAAACUACAUCGCUCCUGAAAUUCUUGAGAAGGGAAAGAAGGGCCAUGACCACAUGGUUGAUAUCUGGAGUUUGGGCAUCAUCAUGUUUGCCAUGUUCACAUCCAAACCUCCCUUUCAAUCUUCGACCACGGAUGAAAUUUACCGCAGAGCUCGAGAGAGGGAUUACGAUUGGCCAUCUGCAGAGACAUCUCGAAGAUACAUUAGCCAGGAAGCUAAGGAGCUAGUUGCCAAUAUGCUUCAGGACGCUGAAAGCCGACCGGAACCGGAAGACAUCAUCCAACACCCUUUCUUCACCUGUGGCUAUAUGCCCACCGAAGCAGAGAUGACUCCUCGGCUGAGGGAAGUUCCACCGGAGCGUGAAGAGUUCUACGCCUCGCGCAUGAGCAGCUCGCUUCAAGCACAGUCUUACAGAAAUUUCAAGGACAUGUGUCGGGACUGUGGCAUUGGUCCUUUCGCCCCUGUACAGGUUGUUCACACGCAGACCUGGAAAGAAAUGGCUGCCGAAGAGAAGGCUGGACUGACCCCUCUGAUUCCACUCGAGGAAGGCAUUGUGUACAGGCCCUUUGAAGAAUGGCUUAAGGAACAACAGCAGAUCAAGGCCAGAUAUACAGCAUCGGUAGCGGCCCAGGCAAGCAUCGCGACCGAGGAUCCUCUAUCUACCAGCCAAAGAGCGCCAGUAGGCCUGCUACGCCAACCCCCUCAGAGCUUCGCUGCACAACAAAGAAUGCAACACAGGCCAGCCGGGCCUGCGCCUCCUGCGAAGCCUCGCCCUGCUCCGGAACCUGCACUUUCGACAUCUCAGAGUGUACGGACAAGGACACGAAGAGAACUACCCCGGGAAGGUCCCCCGAGACCAACCGUCGAAUCUGUUGGCAAAAGUCUGCGAACUUCAACUCGAUCUGCACCCCCGGUCAGAGCAGCCUCUCAACAGCCCCCAGAACGACAACUAUCCGAGAGACCCACGCUUGACCGUCAGACAUCCGCUCCAGCUACUACCGCUCCCCCUGCGCCAGCUGCAGCACCCAAGAAAGAGACCAUCGGGAUGCGUCCAGCAACAUUAUUUGGCGCUUCUGAACGACAAUCUAGAAUUUCGGGCACUAAACCUGACAUGAUAUUGGAUCGUUUACGAGCCCUCGACAAGGAAUUGGAACGAGCUCUUAACUCGAGGUCGACUGCCAUUGUCAAGUCGACAUCUAUCACGCCACCUCAUCCUCAUGUUGUCGUUAAGUGGGUUGACUACACCAACAAGUUUGGUCUAGGAUACAUCUUGAACGACGGUAGCGUCGGAUGUAUUCUUCGAGAUAUUCCUACUACGGAAAAUGGCAAGGCAGCCCUGCUCCCACCCGCCGGAGUUUUCAUCCGUGGUGCAGAGAGGCACAUUAUUCGACGUGAGGAUGAGACGUACGACGACAGAAGUCAACCUCUACCCAUGACCGAGCCCAUCAAGUUCUUUGAGAACAAUGGCGAAACUGGACUCUCAGAAGUAGUUGUUUCUCCUGAGCAAUUCCGAGUGUCGGUGAACGAGGAUGGAACUGCUGGCAAAAUGCAGCCGGGUAAAGACAUCUUCCAACAUCGAAAGCGCGAGAGAAUUAUCCUUUGGAAGAAGUUUGCCAACUAUAUGAUUGCAUAUGGACGGGACGAUGUUGCGCCUGUUGAAGAGACAGACCCAGCUGGUGCCAUAUCUCCAGGACAAAAGGGCACAGUAGCUGAAUUGGUUACAUUCUACCAGCGCUUUGGAGAUGUUGGAUGCUGGGUCUUCUGUGAUGGACAUCUCCAAUUCAACUUCCCCGACCACACAAAGAUUGUUCUCGAUGCUCAAGGACAGUGGUGUCACUUCUGGCAUCUCCCUCAAGAUGCUGCGGAGAGACUUGCCGCAACCGGUACUAUUGGUGCCGCUGCUCUCGAUGACCGGGCAAUGUUGUCUUAUCCUUUGCAAACACUAUUGAAUUUCCAUAAGCCUGCCGCUGCUCGUACUGCUGCUUCUCGUUCGGCCAAGGCGCCAGCGCGCACGCGUCUUGAAAUUGCCCCUGAGUUACAGGGCAUUCCCGCUGCAAAUGACUUUCGCAGGAAGAUUUCAUUCAUAAGGGAUGUAGUAAGGGAAUGGGUUGCGAAUGGAGGCCUGGGCAACAGUCAGAUGAGUCGAGAGUCCCGUCUCCGCUGGGGUGGGCACAGAGAAACCAUCAGCAGUCACGCACCACAAAAGCAUGUUUGGGUAACUGUUGGAGCUCGAUGGGGUGAUCAGCGAAUUUCGACCUAUGUCGACUCUCGCAAGCCUUGGGAGCUUGGUGAGGACGUAGAUUCAUCCAAGAAGUGA
Fusarium pseudograminearum CS3096 is the source of this 2931-nucleotide messenger RNA. RefSeq lists its product as uncharacterized. Gene Ontology annotation, cellular component: nucleus; cytoplasm; spindle pole. Gene Ontology annotation, biological process: regulation of protein localization to mitotic spindle pole body; regulation of cytokinesis; protein phosphorylation. Lineage: Eukaryota; Fungi; Ascomycota; Sordariomycetes; Hypocreales; Nectriaceae. The coding region runs from base 1 to 2931 and encodes 976 amino acids. The record is from RefSeq and is a predicted model, not a curated record. Gene Ontology annotation, molecular function: protein binding; protein kinase activity; ATP binding. The transcript has 4 exons.